AUGGAUAAUCCAUCAUCAUUAUCAAUUGUCCCAUUUGUCAAUAAUCACUCUGCAAAUGAUCCAAUAAGAAUAGAAUCAGACAUGGAAGGGAUUGACUCGCUCCAUAAUAAAGUAUCCGGAUGUGAUUGGGACAGUUUGAUAUCUGAUGCUUCAGAGUUGCUUAAUUUUGAUUCACCUAGUGAUACUAUCCCCUAUAAGGGCCCCACUCAAACCACUUUAGACCAAAAACCCGAAGCUAAGAAUGAUAAUCCUUCAGAAAAGCAUGAAGGUGCUAGUACAUCUUUAAACAAUUUUGAGGUCGGUGAGCUGGCAGAUGAUAUGGAGGAUAAUGAGGUUGGAUCAAAUUUAUAUCGUGGCAUGAGAAGGCGUUGUCUAGUUUUUGAGAUGAUGGGGUCUCGAAGAAAGCACUUAGAAGACAUUUCAAAUGUACCUGAUUCCAAUGAAACCGUUGUUCCAAAUGACAACUCUUCAAUUCCAAUGAGGAUCGGAAAUGAGAAUGGAAAUGAAUCCUCUAGAUGUAUUCUACCCGGAAUCGGAUUGCAUCUAAAUGCUCUUGCUUCAACUUUAGUGGAUCAAAAAGUUGUUAAGCAUGAAAGCUCGGGAUCCGGUGGACAACUUAUAAUUGCACCGCCUUCUGCCGCCUACAAUUCCACUCCUUCCGGUCAAGAAUUGAUAACAACAAUGGCUGAUGCAUCUGGUUUGGAGAAUGAUCAAAGUGGAGUUCCGGUUACAGAAGAUGUUUCUAAAGCACUUGGAUUUGUAGUUAAUGAAGAGUUAAGUCAGAGUAGUCCAAGAAAGAAGAGGCGUAGAAUGGAACAUGCAGGAGAAACCGAGGCUUGCAAGCGUUGUAACUGUAAGAAAUCAAAGUGCUUGAAGCUUUACUGUGAAUGCUUUGCUGCUGGGGUGUACUGUGUGGAGCCAUGUUCAUGUCAAGAAUGUUUCAACAAACCGAUACAUGAAGAUACAGUGCUUCAAACUCGCAAGCAGAUUGAAUCCCGCAACCCUCUUGCAUUUGCUCCCAAAGUUAUUAAAACCUCUGAUUCCAUGCAAGAGGAUGAAUCUAGCAACACUCCAGCUUCAGCUCGACAUAAACGAGGCUGCAAUUGCAAAAAAUCUGGUUGCUUGAAGAAAUACUGUGAAUGCUUUCAGGGUGGUGUUGGAUGCUCCAUCAACUGCAGAUGUGAAGGCUGUAAGAAUACAUUUGGUCGGAAGGAUGGUUCGGAAAUGGAUCCAGAAAUGAAUGUUGUUGAUGAGUGUGAAGGGAAUGGAACUGAUGGAAGGUUCCAGAAGAUGGCAAUACACCAUGAAGUCGAGCCAAUUUCUGCUACUCCACCAACACCUUCACGUUUUGGCAGGCAAUCUAUUUCUAUGAUAAGCUCUUCAAAGGGCAAACCACCACGAUCAUUUCUGGCCAUUGGAUCAUCAGCAUCAUCUAGCCAAAGAUUUGGAAAGCUGAAUCCAUUCAAAGUUGGAAUGAAGACAGCAGCAGAUAAUAAGCAAUUGCAGACAGUUGGAGAAGAUAAGAUACCUGAAAUACUUGAAGAAAAUGGUUCUCCAAUUAGUGGUGUCAAAUCUUGUUCACCAAACAGCAAAAGGGUGUCCCCACCACACUCACACUCACACUCAGGACUUGGACAAAGAAGCAGCAGGAAAUUGAUAUUGCAAUCCAUUCCUUCAUUUCCAUGUCUCACUCCCAACUCUAAGCAUUGAUUGAUUGAUAUGCUGCAAAUCAAUCAACCACUUUCGAUGUCUUUAGUUGUUACUGUGUAGUUUUUCUUUUCUUUUUUCUUUUUAUAUUUUUUAAUUUUUAAUUUUGAUGUCGUCGUUGUAAGGUUGCUUAUUAUUAAGGUUACUACAACUCUGCUUGUAAAAUAAUAAUAUGAUGAUGUUCUUAGCUCG
This is a messenger RNA of Lactuca virosa, 1899 nucleotides long. Lineage: Eukaryota; Viridiplantae; Streptophyta; Magnoliopsida; Asterales; Asteraceae. The record is from the annotation of a GenBank genome assembly.